Cryphonectria parasitica EP155 is the source of this 1350-nucleotide messenger RNA. RefSeq lists its product as uncharacterized. The record is from RefSeq and is a predicted model, not a curated record. Gene Ontology annotation, biological process: translation. Gene Ontology annotation, molecular function: structural constituent of ribosome. Bases 1 to 1038 code for a protein of 345 amino acids. Lineage: Eukaryota; Fungi; Ascomycota; Sordariomycetes; Diaporthales; Cryphonectriaceae. Gene Ontology annotation, cellular component: mitochondrial large ribosomal subunit. The transcript is spliced from 2 exons.
AUGCCACCAAGGUUGCCCUCACAGGCCUCGAGGAGGCUUCGCAUGGUCACAGGACAGGGCCGCAUAGCAACAUCGUCACCAGCAGCAACAGCAGCAGCAGCACGAUCAGUGCCUGGCUCCACCAGGCACUAUGCCGUCGCGGCUUCGUCCUUAGCAUCAGCCUUCAGACUACCUGAUGACUACGUCCCUCCCACAAAACCGCCGAGCGCCAGGGCCCCCGAGGUUCGCAAGUCGCAACUCCUGCGGUCCUACACCUCCCUCCUCCGCUCCACGCCCUUUAUACUCAUGUUCCAGCACAACAACCUCACAGCCGUCGAGUGGGCUGCUAUCCGACGAGAGCUGAAGGCCGCCCUUGCUGCCGUGCCCGCCCCCCCCGUUUCGCCCGAUGGCAGAGCUCCUGUCGACAUUUCGAACGAUGUCCUGCUGCAGGUACUCCGCACGAGCAUGUUCAAUCAGGCGUUGAAGAUUGUCGAAUUCUACGAUCCUGUCGCGGCGAAAGCCGCCGCCCAGACACCAGGCAAGGCCGGCGCAAAGAAGGAGUAUACGCACGACCUUUCCAUGGCCGCGUAUCAGGCUGUCAAGGCUGCUGAGAAGAACAUAUCUGAGGAUUCCGCGUACGCUCAGCUGGUGCCCCUGCUGAUCGGCCCGCUGGCCGUAAUCACGUUCCCGGCCGUGUCGCCCCAGCACCUGGCCGCCGUGCUAUCCAUCGUGGCUCCGAACCCUCCUGCCUUCCCGGCGCCAUCAAGAAAGAAGAACCCUGGGUACCACGACCUGACCACGCAGAGCGGCCUGCAGAAGCUGCUGCUGGUGGGGGGCAGGAUCGAGAGCAAGGUGUUUGACGUGGACGGGGUGAGGUGGGUUGGCGGUAUCGAGGGCGGCCUGGAGGGGCUGCGGGGACAGCUGGUGGCCAUGCUGCAGAGCGCAGGACUGGGUCUCACCUCGGCACUGGAGGGCGCGUCCAAGAGCUUGUGGAUGACCAUGGAGGGGCGGAAGACGAUGUUGGAGGACGCAGAAAAGGGCGGCGAGAACAAGGAGUAGGAGGCGACAUGAUAUAUCUGUCCGGAAGAGCUUGGCCGGCAAGGAAGUCUGCACAGGAGAGAGGACAAAAGAGCAUCUGUAUAUCCAUUUUACUGAUCAACACUGUACAUUUGAUGAGCAUAAACAGUGAGAAACGCCCACUUGACGCUAAAGGAGCUGGUUAACACACCUCCCUUUUGUGUCCUCCGUCACUAUCUACGUACAAUCAUUCUUGACCUAUGUUUCACAAAAGAAGGAGAAGAAAGAAGAAAAAGAGAAGAAGAAAUCUACAUGAAGAAAGUAACGAUAUUGCUGGUUGAUAUAAUACAGAGA